AUGUCCGAUGCGAAACCCGUGCCACGUACAGAUCAGAACGUCGCCCUAAAAACCAUCGACAUCGGCAAGACAGACGCGCCGCAGACGCGCUCCGAUGCGCAUGCAGGCCGCAAGCAACAAGGACUACUCAAGCCCGUAGCGAGCUCCUUAGUGGAUUUUACUCUCAUCUUGAGCCUUCUAUUCGGAGGAUGCUGCACUAAUGCCUGGUCAUAUGAGCACAUUCUAAGGAUGGAUUCGCAUCUUGGCACCGCGCUCACCUUCUCGCAAAUGUGUUUCAUCACCCUGCAUUCUCUCCCGUCUUUCAUCCACUGGGAUCGUCACUCUUGCUUACCGUACGCAGAGAGGAGGCACGUCCCAUUGCGCCAAUGGGCUGCUCAGGUCCUAGUUUUGACGUCUAGCUCACUCCUGAACAACUGGGCAUUUGCAUUUCAUGUUCCGCUCACUGUGCAAAUUGUCUUUCGUUCAGCCGGGCUGGCGGUAGCAAUGCUUCUAGGAUUUCUCAUCUUCAAAAGACGCUAUCCGGCAACUCAAAUUGUGAGUCUGGCGGUUGUCUCAAUAGGUGUCCUCCUCGCUACCCUAUCCCGACCGACCUCAUCCAAGUCGUCCGAUUACGAAGAAGCCGCUCUAUCCGCUAGAUAUGCGCUCGGCAUCAUGAUGAUGACCGUGUCGCUCCUCCUUACUGGCAUUCUUGGAAUGCUGCAAGAACACACGUACAGCACAUACGGCCCUUAUUGGAAGGAGGGCGUGUUCUACACGCAUCUAUUGUCGCUACCACUCUUCUUGUUUCUGGUUCCAGAUGUCAAGUACGGCUUCAAGAGCCUUUCCUCUCACACACAAUCCUGGACGUCCCCUACCGCAGGACCAUGGAUAUCUGCUAUCAUGUCACGCUACAGUCCAUACAUCGUUCUUGCAACAAACCUCAUUACACAGCUGAUCUGUGUCUCAGCUGUCAACCAACUAACAUCGCGUGUCACGUCUGUCUCGACUAAUCUGGUAUUGACAGCGCGCAAAGCGCUCAGCUUGUGUUUCAGCGUCUGGUGGUUCGGAAGCGGGUGGAACGCGCAGCUCAGUGUAGGCGCCGGAUUGGUCUUCAUCGGCUCAUUGCUCUACACGUUGGUCAACUCUGGCUCCAACAUACGGACAAGCACUGAAUCGAUAGCAGAUGGUACUUCCAAACGGAGGAAGAGGGCGAAAAGGAAGACAGCAUAGAGCUUAAGGAGCCCGCAUUGCAGACGCCGUCGACGGCAUCGUAUGCCGAGCCCCUCGCAGGCCUUGGACAUAUAGAUACCACACACGAGAGCGUGCAUACCGUGCGGAUGCCUUAGCAGCAUCUGCGCUUGACAUCUACAAAAUGGAAGCCAAUUAAGAGUAGAGAGUGCGCUAUGCGAUAUGUGUAACAUAAAUGUGAGAACAGAUACGAGAGACAUGCGACCAUCCCAAAACCGAAGGGGAACAAUGGAAAGAUAAGUCCCUACCAACCAAUACAAUGGGUAACCGGGCGGCGAACGGGACGGAUAGAAGCGAUAAAGGGAAGAUUUAGGUUAGGUAUCCAGGUCGUCGGCUACCGCUGUGACACUAGAAGUGAGCGAAUAAGCUGUGAGCGAGCAUGGAGUUAAGGUGGGGGAAUAAGGGGUAACACAGGUGACGGUUUCGACAUGAGAAGC
Laetiporus sulphureus 93-53 is the source of this 1664-nucleotide messenger RNA. Its product is annotated as UAA transporter. Gene Ontology annotation, cellular component: endoplasmic reticulum membrane; Golgi membrane. Bases 1 to 1209 code for a protein of 402 amino acids. Gene Ontology annotation, molecular function: UDP-N-acetylglucosamine transmembrane transporter activity. NCBI's taxonomy places the organism in Eukaryota, Fungi, Basidiomycota, Agaricomycetes, Polyporales, Laetiporaceae. The transcript is spliced from 7 exons. Gene Ontology annotation, biological process: transmembrane transport. The record is from RefSeq and is a predicted model, not a curated record.